This is a messenger RNA of Nerophis lumbriciformis (worm pipefish), 1155 nucleotides long. RefSeq names its product pterin-4 alpha-carbinolamine dehydratase/dimerization cofactor of hepatocyte nuclear factor 1 alpha (gene pcbd1). The record is from RefSeq and is a predicted model, not a curated record. Gene Ontology annotation, molecular function: 4-alpha-hydroxytetrahydrobiopterin dehydratase activity. Gene Ontology annotation, biological process: tetrahydrobiopterin biosynthetic process. NCBI's taxonomy places the organism in Eukaryota, Metazoa, Chordata, Actinopteri, Syngnathiformes, Syngnathidae.
CUGCCUUCAGAUUAAACCUGUGUUGACCGACGCAUUUGUGCUCAGGCGUCAGCACGGGCAGCUAAAAGGAGGACCUUCAGAGCUGCUCAUGUGUUGAUUCAUUCCAGUGUGUCACAGCACAGUGCAUGCAAACACUCUGCAAACAUGGCCACCAAAAUCCAGAGACUGACCGAGGAGGAGAGAGCUCAUCUUCUCCCGCUGCUGCAGAACGCCCAAUGGGUGGAGGUGGUGGGACGGGACGCCAUCUACAAGGAGUUUGUCUUUAAAGAUUUUAAUCAGGCUUUUGGGUUCAUGUCCAGAGUGGCACUGCAAGCGGAGAAGAUGGACCAUCAUCCUGAGUGGUUCAACGUUUACAAUAAGGUCCAGAUCACCCUGAGCACACACGACUGUGGAGGUUUGUCCCAGCGUGACAUCACGUUGGCCACUUUCAUCGACCAAGCCUCUCUGAUGUGACAAGAUGGAGCAUCGCGACACAGUCCACGGAUAUCACAAUAAUGUGUCUCACAGAUUAUCAAAGAUCACUUACUGCCGGUCUAGAGAAGGUCAAAUGUACAUUUGAAAUGUUUGUUGAUGAGGUUUUUUUUUAAUUAGAAAUCCACUAUUUUUUAACGUCCUACAAUAUAUAUGUCAAAAUAGUUGAGUUUAAAUUUAGCAUGUACAGAUUUAGUUUUAGCACAUUUAAUGUACAGAUAGUAUUAAAGUGGCCACCUGCAUUCUGCCAUACUAUUUACCCCUGGUAUAUGGCAUAUCUUCUAAUGCAGUUUUACCCAUAAGUAAAGUAACAGAACUGUUGGAAAACAACUGUCACCGGCAGAACAGCGCCAUCAUCUGACUGUAAAGUCAUGUGAGAGUAUGCACAUCAUCAGGUGCAUUAUAUGAUGUGUCCUGUUUGUGUUUGCCAAUAACCAUGGAUUGAAGUGGUUCAAUUAUCCUACCAAUUUUGAAAUCAUUGAUCGCACUGAGGCUGAAACUUACGGACAAAUAAUUAUCGUAUGUUCGGUAACGCUGGAUUGCUUUCUCAUCUGGUUAUGUUGCAUAGAUAUUUACACAUUGAUGGCUUAGAAAAAUGCCAUCAAUACCAUUUUGUGUUGGAUUUUAUUGCAAAAUGUUGGUCAUCAAAUAAAUAAAUGUUUGAACUGAAACAUGAGCCCAAAA